UUUAGUGUACUGUAGUAUUAAAUAAGGAGUAUUUGUAAUAACGUGCUACAUACAAAUAGAGGUUAUAAAAAGACGGUGUGAGCUACGGUUUGAUGGCACGUUAUUUAUUAUGUGUUUUUAUAACUGCUUUGUAUGCGGUCUCCGAACGAAUUGAAUUUGAUUUUGGGCGACUGAUUCUGGCACAGUCAAGUUUGUUCGCCGAAGCUGCUGAAGUUUUCACAAACGAUUUUGUUGUGGAAUUGAAACCAAAAUUAAAUGUUGAUCACGCAGAAGAAGUAGCAAAGAGAUUAGGAUUUGAGAAUCAUGGACCGGUGCCACACCAUGAAGAUCUUUAUCAUUUCCGUCACAACUCGCUGUCACAAGGAUCACAAAAGCCGAGCAUCCCACAUUUGUUCAGUCUUCAGUUAGAACCUAAGAUAAAAUCGGUGCGACAACUCCGAGGAUAUGACAGAAAUAAACGAGGUUAUACCAAGAAAAUACAAAGACGACAACAUGCUUAUAAAGGGCUGGAUCCUCUUUACGCCUAUCAGUGGUAUUUGAACAACACAGGACAAGCGGGUGGUGUUCCCGGUCUCGAUUUGAACGUGCAAGAAGCCUGGGAUUUGGGAUACACUGGUAAAGGCGUUACUGUUGCCAUCAUGGACGACGGAAUUGACUACAUGCAUCCAGAUUUGAGAGAAAAUUAUAAUGCAGAGGCAAGUUAUGAUUUCAGUGGAAACGAUCCUUAUCCAUAUCCAAGAUACACGGUGAAUUGGUUUAACAGCCACGGGACUCGUUGUGCAGGUGAGGUUGCUGGGAAAGCGGACAAUGGAAUAUGUGGAGUUGGAGUGUCAUAUGACGCUAAAGUAGCGGGAAUACGAAUGCUAGAUCAACCUUACAUGACUGAUUUAAUUGAAGCAAAAUCUAUGUCGCACAAGCCAGACAUGAUAGAUAUUUACAGCGCUUCUUGGGGACCUACCGAUGAUGGAAAAACAGUUGAUGGUCCAAGGAGACUGACUCUCAAAGCUAUGGCUGAAGGUGUGAAUAAGGGCCGUAGAGGUCUUGGAUCAAUAUACGUUUGGGCAUCCGGGGAUGGCGGAGAAUAUGAUGAUUGUAACUGUGAUGGAUAUGCAGCUUCCAUGUGGACGAUAUCAGUUAAUUCUGCAGUAAAUGAUGGAGAAACAGCAAUAUAUGAUGAAAGUUGUUCGUCGACAUUGGCAUCAACAUUUAGCAACAGCGGAAAGCAAAUUCCCGGAUCUGGUGUGGCAACAACAGAUUUGUAUGGUAAUUGUACUUUGCAUCAUUCCGGUACUUCCGCCGCAGCACCGGAAGCGGCAGGCGUAUUUGCUCUUGCUUUGGAAGCCAAUCCAGGACUGACAUGGAGAGAUGUUCAGCAUUUGACUGUUCUCACAUCAACAAGGAAUUCUCUAUUCGAUAAUCUUCAUAAAUGGCAAACGAAUGGCGUCGGCUUGGAAUUCAAUCAUUUAUUUGGAUUUGGCGUUCUAAAUGCUGGGCGAAUGGUAAAAAUGGCGCGAGACUGGACCAGCGUUCCAGGACGAUAUCGUUGCAACGCAGGAACGACAAAUCAACAAUACGCGAUUCCAUCUGAUGGUGUUUUGGAAAUAUCACUGAAAACUGACGCCUGUGCAGGACUGUUUAACCAUGUCAGAUAUCUAGAGCACGUUCAGGCUUUCAUAACUUUGGAUUCUACUCGUAGAGGUGACGUCACAAUCAAUCUAACUUCUCCAAUGAACACAAAUUCCCUUUUGCUGAGUAGGAGACCACGUGACGAUGAUUUCACACAAGGAUUCAAAAGUUGGCCGUUCAUGACAACUCAUACCUGGGGCGAAGAUCCGGCCGGAACGUGGAUAUUACGAAUUGCAUUCAAUGGAUAUUUACCUCAGCAAGGAGUAUUAAGGGAGUGGACGCUUCUACUCCACGGAACACAACAAGCACCUUAUAUUGACGAAAUUGUUCGAAACAAACAAUCAAAACUAUCAGUUUCUAAAAAACUUGAAAUGGAAGAAGGAGUUUUGCACGAUCUUGUCGAUGAACUAUCACGAACUGCAGCUGAAAAUGAAUUUUCACAUUAUUCUUCAACUUAGCAAUACUAUUUGAAGAAUUAUUCACACUUUUCAUUCAAAUAUAUAUCAAUGCUUCAGAUUAGUUCCAUAAUGUAAAAAAAAUUACGCAAUUAUGGCGAGAGAACUUGUAUUAUAAAAGUAUUUAGUAUUACUUCUUGUUUUAGCAAAUCACUAUCCCACCGCACUUUUGUUAUUAAGAUGAGUCGAUUUUAUGAUCAGUAAAAAGGUUUUAAUAAAAGUUCAAUUCUUUGGAA
Molecule: messenger RNA, 2317 nt
Organism: Styela clava
Lineage: Eukaryota; Metazoa; Chordata; Ascidiacea; Stolidobranchia; Styelidae
Product: neuroendocrine convertase 2-like
Biological process (GO): peptide hormone processing
Cellular component (GO): membrane; neuron projection
Molecular function (GO): serine-type endopeptidase activity
Source: RefSeq, a predicted model, not a curated record